AUGUUGGCCUCAGAAACCAUCGAGGUGGCCACACUCGGACGCCCCUUCCAGCUGGAAAUGCUACCUGUGCGUGGAGUACAAGCUGGUCUUACAGAAAUCUCUGGCACAGGCUGUUCGUACCUACAGGGGCUACAGAGUCCACCGAGCCCCGAGACUCCAAUAACAAUCCCGAAGGACAGCAGAGUCAAGUCAGGGGACGUCAGUCGUGUUAAAGUACAGAGCGACCACUUCCUAAACUUCUCCACUUUGAUAGAGCGCAGGCAGCCUUCCUUAUACAGGCUGUCGCAGGAACAGGAGCCCACCGACGAGCAGCAUUUCCAGCGCUUCACGUUCGGCAGGAAAGUAGAAGAAGGGAACAAUAAGGUCAUCAUCCUUCUGGGGGCCACGGGGGCAGGGAAGACCACCCUCAUCAACGCGAUGAUCAAUUACAUCCUGGGCGUGCAGUGGGAGGAUCGGUUUCGAUUCAAGCUGAUCCACGAGGAGACCAACCGCUCGCAGGCGGAGAGUCAGACCUCCAUCGUGACGUCCUACGAGCUCCACAACCAGAAGGGAUUCGUCGUCCCCUACUCCCUCACGGUCAUCGACACCCCGGGGUUCGGAGACACGCGGGGACUCUCUCGGGACAAGCUGAUCACAGAGCAGGUGAAGCGCUUCUUUACCAGCCCCGGCAGUGUGGACCACAUCGACGCCGUGUGCUUCGUGGUUCAGGCGUCUCUGGCGCGGCUGACCUCCAUCCAGCAGUACGUCUUCGACUCCAUCCUCUCCAUCUUCAGGAAGGACAUCGCCGAGAACAUCCUCGUCACGUUUGUGGACGGGAAGGACAUCCCCGUCCUGGGCGGCAUCGAAGCCGCGGGCCUGCCGUGCCGCAAGAACCAGAAGGGCAAAGCGACGCACUUCGAAUUUAACAACUCCUCCCUUUACACACAAAACGAGAGGCCCGACACCAAUCCCAACAGGGAGGGCUCCGGGAAAAUGGCAACGAAGAGGACGAGAACAAGCUGGAGAAAAUUGUCUGGACGAACAACGUGAAGCAGCUGAAGAGGUUUUUCCAAACGUUGGAGGAGACGGAGGGGAAGGACUUGGCGCUGACGAAGAAAGUCCUGGAGGAGCGCGAGAGGCUGGAGACGGCGAUGGCGAGGCUGCUGCCUCAGAUCUAGGCCGGGUUGGCGAAGCUGAACGAAAUGAAGAAGAUCA
This is a messenger RNA of Lepisosteus oculatus (spotted gar), 1194 nucleotides long. The record is from RefSeq and is a predicted model, not a curated record. Lineage: Eukaryota; Metazoa; Chordata; Actinopteri; Semionotiformes; Lepisosteidae.